CCUCGUGUUUUUGACAGUAAACAGCUGACAACAGAUGACGGCUGAUAACAGCGCUGCAUCUUUCUUAAAACAGAAUUACUACUCUAAGCAUAGAGCAGCCGGACCGCAGGGUGGGAUCCGCCUCAUUCUCACACACCGUCUCUGAACCUGCCGGUGCCCGCCGCAUCAUGGACCCUCAACCCAACCAAGUGAACUCCAGAGGGAGAAACUACCCGAGGCAGAGCGCAGCGGGAGAGUCCGGAGCGGAGCCGCAGGCCCCGCAUAUGGACGGACAAACCCCGGAGGUGGGAAGGCAGCCAGCGGCAGACCGACAGCCUCAGUACUCAGGAGCGUUCACCGUCAUUCCGCCCAACCAGACCCGCCGGAGCAAGAACAAAGAAAUGGCUCAGAGGGAAAUGGAGGAUCUACAGAGAUACAGGGAGGCGCACAGGCCUGGUCCGCUGCACCUCGCUCCAGAGAGGCUGGGUGGAGGGGAUGUAACGAUGGCCGAGGCCAGGCAGAGGCAGUUUACCAACCAGAGAGGCUCCAGUCUGCAGAAGAAGCUUAAAAAGGAGGAGAUGGACAAGAAGAAGAGACAAGAGGAGGAGGAAGAGUGGCAGAAGAUGAAGGCCACACAGAGGGAGAAGGCUGAUCGUCUGGAGCUGAAGAGGCGGCAGGAGGACCAGAGGAGGCGGGAGCUGUUCCACUCGGAUCAGAACAGGAAAAAUGACAGUUUUCUGCAGAGUCUCCAGAGAGCUGCCGCUCCGUCCGGCGGUGCUGCACACACAUCGUCCAUGACCAAAGUGGGCGACCAGGAGACAGAAAAAUUGACAAGAAGUACGGAAGAGCUGCAGCUGGAGCACAGGAGGGUGAACCAAGCCUUUCUCGAUAAGCUGGAAUGUAACGCCAGGGGGAUGGAGGUCGAGGCGAACAGCUGCUCCCGCCAGGAGGAAGAGCGUCCACGUUUGACCCCUGACGAUCACAGGCGACACGCCGCAGCCGGACACGCCGCCCUGACUCACCCGGAGCCCGGUCCAGAGCGCCGCUGCUCCGACUGGACGGAGGAAACUGAUCCGCAGGCCGACUGGAACCUGAUGAAGCUGAUGAACAUCUUCCCAGACUGCAGCAGAGACUUCAUCCAGGACAUCCUGACCCAGUGCAACGGCGACUACGAGCAGGCCUGCGCUCUCCUCGUCAGCGCGCUCACUUAAAUUUGACUCGCCGGAUGUUUUAGGACAAGCGGAUUCAUGUGGGGAGGCUUGGUGCUCACGUAUUAAAUGCUCCGCUGCCUGCCAUACGCAGCUGCAACAAAUGCUACCUACAGGGCCGAGAGCGACUCCGAGGAUCUGCUUCCUAUUAUCCCGUUAAUCUCCGAGCGUUCGGUGCGUUGCGUCUGUCGGGUGAGUCACACUGGCUUUUUGUGCCCACUCAGAGUCCAUGUUGUUCUUAUAUGAAUUUGGUAAAGGUCGCUGUUUAUGACUCACAAUGUUUAAAUCAUAUUUUGGGCUCCUAAUUUGAUCAUUAUGUAAAAAAAAAAAAAAAUUGUAUUGUGUUUCAUUGUUUUCUGUUGUUGCUAUCUGAUCAGAUUGUUGUGUCAUGAAUCUUGUCAGAAGACAGUAAAGGAUGGAAGUUUUACGGUGA
Molecule: messenger RNA, 1620 nt
Organism: Poecilia reticulata (guppy)
Lineage: Eukaryota; Metazoa; Chordata; Actinopteri; Cyprinodontiformes; Poeciliidae
Gene: epsti1
Product: epithelial stromal interaction 1
Molecular function (GO): ubiquitin binding
Source: RefSeq, a predicted model, not a curated record